Molecule: messenger RNA, 1149 nt
Organism: Echinostoma caproni
Lineage: Eukaryota; Metazoa; Platyhelminthes; Trematoda; Plagiorchiida; Echinostomatidae
Source: the annotation of a GenBank genome assembly
AUGCACACCCAUCUACAGCACCUGGUCGUGAAAUGUUCCAAUAAUACGCUAGGUAUGAACGUACAGCCGACCAAACUGGAAGUUGAUGGUGAGCCCAUUUUCCUGAAACGACGUGUACUUCCCUACGCCCAACGUGAUGGUGUACUGCAGGCCCUUGAGAAAAUGAAUCGCGAUGGCACAUUACACGAAUCAUAUCCAGCGGCAAUUGACGAAAUCAUCCGCGGACUCGAUGGUGUGUUAGCGUACCAGGACGAUGUCAUUGUGUUUGGUAAAACGAAGGCCGAGCAUGACGAUAGACUCCUCAGAUUACUGGAGCGGUUCUCCAAAAAGAACGUGUCAAUUCGCGCUUCCAAAUGCAUGUUCAGCUCACCAGAAUUGGAAUUCUCGGGUUUCACAGUGGAUGCAAAAGGCUAUCGCCCUGAUCCAAGUCGCUUCCCCCCAUUGACUGAACUCGAGUCACCAAGAAACCAAAACCAACUCAUAUCCAUCAUGGGAUGUCUCCAAUACUAUUCGCGUUUCAUCCUGAACUUCGCCACAAAAGCCCAACCGCUGUUUGCUGCUCAGUCGACUACGGAAUGGAAAUGGACUACCGAGUAUGAACAAAUUCUGCGUGAAAGCAUUCAGAUGAUAACUGGCCGACCAGUACUCGCCUCGUUCUGUCCGACAAAACAUCCCACUUUGAUCACCGACGCAUUAGAUGUUGGCAUUGGUGCCGUCCUCGAACGGAACGGAUGUCCUAUUGUCUGCAUCUCCCGUCUACUCAACAAAGGAGAACGUGGAUAUUCGCAGACGCAAAAUGAAGCACUAGCUGUAUAUUGGGCCGUCCGUUGCCUACACAAAUACCUGUUUGGAUUGUGUUUCACCAUGGUAACCGAUCAUCAAGCGUUGAAAUAUCUAUUCAUUAGUUUGUUACGAAAGGUUCGUCAUCCUUGGUUACACUAUGAUCUGACGGUUGCGACGCUAACUCUAAGAAGCAAAGACCAACAAUCAUGGUCUCUAUAUGAUCCGUUGUUGCAACGAUACCGACUGUUUGGACCCUGGUUGACGGGCAUAAAGGCACCUGUGCGCAUUCUGGUCGGUGAGUCGGGAAUCAAGCUCGGAGUGGACAUUACUUUACUAUUCACUGCGAAUAACGUGCAGGCUCAAUGA